Eufriesea mexicana is the source of this 2885-nucleotide messenger RNA. RefSeq names its product cytoplasmic dynein 1 intermediate chain short wing (gene sw). The coding region runs from base 137 to 2308 and encodes 723 amino acids. The transcript is spliced from 14 exons. The record is from RefSeq and is a predicted model, not a curated record. Gene Ontology annotation, cellular component: cytoplasmic dynein complex. Lineage: Eukaryota; Metazoa; Arthropoda; Insecta; Hymenoptera; Apidae. Gene Ontology annotation, molecular function: dynein light chain binding; dynein heavy chain binding. Gene Ontology annotation, biological process: transport along microtubule.
UGCUGUUGUUGCGAUGUAAAAGGUUUGCAUGUCGGGCGGGUCGAAUAGAUGAUGUAGAAGUCGAAACUACGACAAUUUUUAUCAUUCAUACCCGUGAAAUACGUUACACGACAAAAGGUAUUAACAGAACAACAAAAUGAUGUCUGACAGAAAAGCAGAACUUGAAAGAAAGAAAGCCAAGCUUCAGGCAAUUAGAGAGGAAAAAGAAAGGCGUAGAAGAGAAAAAGAACAGAAAGAUGUUGAAGAGGCUACAGUUCGUGCUGCGGGAACAGAUAAAGACCACCGAAAAGAAUUAGAUGCUAUGCUUUCUUCUUUGGGCGUAGCACCAGUGUCAGAUGUAUUAUCCAGUUUAUCUAGUAUGAAUUCUUUGACUCCAGAACAAAGUGCUAAUGCUACUCCUGAUGCUAGUUUACAACCAUCUAGUAUAAAUUCUGCUCAAAGCAGCAGUACUAGGAAGAAGAAUCGUGAACUAACAAUUGUUUCUGUGGCACAUACCAAUAUUCCACCAAAGGAACCAGUGGUUUAUACUAAACAAACACAAACCAUUCAGACAUCCCACACAUCUCACGACGGACUGUCCGCAUCUUCUUCUGCAUACACCAUCUACUCCUCCUGUUCAACAACAACACCAACUCACUCUUACUCCGCAGGCUACUUUGAGACUGACUGGUGGCGUCCCAGGAAAGGUGGGUCUGCACCAAACUACUUAUCUCAUGCAUUCGACUAUUACGACGAGUACAAUCUAAAUCCUGGUUUAGAAUGGGAGGACGAAUUUACAGUUUUGACAUUUGAUGAUGGCCAAGCCGAAGAUGAAGAGAACAGUUUGCCGCAUAUGGACGGUUUCCAAAGCAAGCUUCCACCUGGAAUUCUUCCCCAUGGUUUGCCACAGGUUAAGGAAGUACAGCCAGCUGUUACACAAGUGGAGCAAGAUAAAGAAAAAGAGAAGCCCAAAGAAGUUCAAGAACUAAGCGAAGAACAAAAACAGAUGAUUAUACUUUCUGAAGACUUUCAACGAUUCCUUAAUCGUACUGGUAGAAUUGUGGAAAGAGCAUUAGGAGAAUCCGUUAAUAUUUAUAGCGAUUACACUGGUACUAUGGAUGGCGAAGAUGGAAUGGACGAAAAGAGUCAUCAACGUAUAUCGUUGAACCGAUGGUUUUUCUGUGAUCGAUGGUCUCGUAAUCGUUGUGUGACCUCGAUGGACUGGUCACCUCAGUUUCCAGAACUCCUUGCAGCCUCCUAUAAUAAUAAUGAUGACACUCCAAAUGAUCCCGAUGGAGUGUGUUUAGUUUGGAACACAAAAUUCAAGAAAACGACUCCAGAGUUUAUUUUUCAUUGUCAGUCUCCAGUUAUGUCGACCACGUUUGCAAGAUUUCAUCCUAAUUUAAUCAUAGGGGGUACUUACUCCGGACAGAUUGUUCUCUGGGAUAAUAGAGUGCAAAAGAGAACUCCCAUUCAACGUACUCCACUGUCAGCAAGCGCACACACUCAUCCUGUGUACUGUUUAAACGUUGUUGGAGUACAAAACGCGCACAAUUUGAUAAGCAUAUCAACUGAUGGUAAAUUGUGCUCUUGGAGUUUAGACAUGCUGUCACAACCGCACGAGAUAUUAGAACUUCACAGUAAACAAGCGAAACCGAUUGCCGCUACCUGUUUAGCAUUCCCUCCUGGCGAAGUAAAUAACUUCGCUGUAGGUAGUGAAGAUGGAAACGUUUACUCCGCUUGUCGUCACGGUGCGAAAGCUGGAGUGUUAGAGACUUACGAAGGUCAUCAAGGUCCGAUUACUGGAAUUUGUGCACAUGGUGUACAAGGUGGGAUUGAUUUCUCGCAUCUAUUUUUAACAUCGUCCAUCGACUGGACAAUCAAACUUUGGAGCCUUAAAGAGAACAAAUGUCUAUACUCUUUCGAACACAAUGGCGAUUACGUUUAUGACGUUGCGUGGUCGCCAACCCAUCCAGCUCUGUUUGCUGCUGUGGACGAUUCAGGACGAUUAGAUCUGUGGAAUCUCAACCAAGAUACUGAAGUGCCUACAGCUAGUGUUGUGAUCGAUGGUUCCCCGGCUCUUAACAGAGUUUCGUGGACACCGAGUGGCUUACACGUAACCGUUGGUGAUGAUUCAGGAAAGAUUUGGGUAUAUGAUGUUGCUGAGCAUUUAGCACAUCCGAGAAUCGACGAAUGGAAUAAAUUUUUGUACACCUACCAAGAGUUGAAACACAACAAAGCAGACGAAGAAUUGCAUAAACUUAAUUUAAGUGAACUUAAUUUUUUCACUUCCAGACCUUCACCAAUAGUGACAUGUCUUCUGAGAUAAAGGUAUAAUUUACUCUACAAAAUUAUUGCUAAGUCGGCUUAAAUACUUCAAAUUUUUAAAUCAACUGAAAUUAAAACACCUAUAAUCCAAAAAAAAGAAUCUUACAUGAAACGAAAAACAGUAUAUCGCACUAAGUAUAAUUUAUAGGUGCAAUCUUAACUAGAACACCUUUAUCCUGUAUAAUAUUAUUGAAGAACAAAACAGAUGUAUUUGUACUAUGUUCGUUCGUAAUCGCUGUGCAUUCAAACGGCUAUAAAUUUAACGUGUCCAAUAGAAUUAAUAUCUUUAUUGGACAACUUUAACUCAGUAGAUUAUUAAGGAUGUGUGCAACAUAUCUAUGCAUGUAAAUAAUACAUUUAUGAGGCACGGUUUAACUCGUCAUAGUGCAGAAAACCAGAAAGUAAUUAGAAAAAAUUUGACGUAAUCAGGUAAAUCGUAACAUGCAUCAGAUAAAUUGAUACAUAAUGUUUUAUCUCCGGAUUUCUUCAAGAUAAUUUAUAUAUUAUUUCCAGAAUUAAUUUUCAGAAACAUAUGUCGUUUUCGCGCUAAUAUUCUCAUCUAACGUAUUGAAAGUAAC